Molecule: messenger RNA, 1401 nt
Organism: Harpegnathos saltator (Jerdon's jumping ant)
Lineage: Eukaryota; Metazoa; Arthropoda; Insecta; Hymenoptera; Formicidae
Product: S-methyl-5'-thioadenosine phosphorylase
Exons: 6
Coding region: 172-1023 (283 amino acids)
Biological process (GO): nucleoside metabolic process
Cellular component (GO): cytosol
Molecular function (GO): S-methyl-5-thioadenosine phosphorylase activity
Source: RefSeq, a predicted model, not a curated record
AUAUUUAUCAAUCAGCUCACAUCAUAUGAGCCCAUCAUUAGCCCGCAUGAGCGAUAACGAUAAAGGUUUGAGAUCUUGGGUCACGGGAAUACUUGGUUAUUCAUUUAUUUUAGGAGAUUGACUAAAAAAUAGAAUUUUAUAUUUGUAAUUCGAGAACAUAAAUUUUUCAUUAUGGCAAACAAGAUCAAAGUAGGAAUAAUAUGUGGUUCAGGUUUGGGUAUUUUUAUAGAAGAAAUGUUUGAUUGUAGCAGUAUUUCAAAUUGUGAAGACAUAGAAAAUAUAUUUGGAUAUCCUACUAGCAAUCUUUAUCAUGGAUGUAUCCAUGGAGUGGAUGUAGUGUUAUUGUCCAGACAUGGCAAAGGACACUUAAUCGGUCCUACAGCAAUCAAUUACCGUGCUAAUAUAGAAGCAUUACGACUUGUUGGAUGUACUCAUAUAUUAGCAUCUACAGCAUGUGGAUCGUUGAUAGAAUCUAUUGGCAGAGGACAAUUAGUUGUACCUGAUAGUUUCCUAGAUAGAACUAAUUCUAGGAAAGGUACAUUCUAUGAUGGAACUUCUAGCAAAUACAAAGGAGUAUGCCAUAUGCCAAUGGAACCUGCUUUUGAUCCACGAACAUCAGAGGUCUUGGUACAAGCUGCAAAGAGAUUAGGAUAUAAUGUGCAGAAAGGCGGAACUAUAGUAACAAUUGAAGGACCACGCUUCUCUUCUAAAGCAGAGAGUAAAGCAUUUCGUCUUUGGGGUGGACAUUUAAUUAACAUGACUACGUGUCCAGAAGUAUGUCUAGCAAAAGAAGCAAAUCUUCUAUAUGCAGCUAUAGCAGUAGCAACAGAUUAUGAUUGUUGGAAAGACUCUGGCGAUAUUGCUCAUGCAGCUGAUGUUAUAGUUGUAUUUAAAGAGAAUGUUGCUAAAGUAUGGAACAUAUUGCGAGAAGCAGUAAAAUUAAUUGGUUCUCAAGAUUGGGAGCAAGAUAUUUCCGAGAUGAAGGCACUAAUUGAAAGUAGUAAUGUGUCGUCGAGCAGUUAGUAUUAUACGCAUUGGAUUAUAACAGGGAGUUUCUAAAUAGAACUUGCAAAAUAGAAUGAGGAAACUAUAUGCCACAUAUUUUUUUAAAUAUAUAAAUCAUAAGGUAAUACAUAAGACGUAAAUAUCAAUGUAUUACAACGAUUCUUUUAUCAUUUUUGACAAAUUUUCGUAAAAAUAUACAUAUAUAGGAAAGUUUUAUAUGAAUCUUCUCAUUACUCACAUGGUAAUUUUUAUAAUUAAAUGUACUGAAUACACAUGAAAGUAUCACAUAAAAUUACAUACUUACGAAGAUACAUGCUACAUUGUUUUAUAAUCAUAUAAUUUAUCACUUGGACACAUGGCUUUGAAUAUAUCUAUUAUUAUGCCUAUAGAUAGAUC